Molecule: messenger RNA, 2005 nt
Organism: Caenorhabditis auriculariae
Lineage: Eukaryota; Metazoa; Nematoda; Chromadorea; Rhabditida; Rhabditidae
Source: the annotation of a GenBank genome assembly
AUGACGUGCAAAAUCGCAAUAAAAAAAUAGAAUAAAAUAUACAUCAAUAUUUUUCUAUCUUUUUCACUUUUUAUUGCUCCAUUUUUUUGAGCUUCUUCCGCUCUCGAUAUGGUACCAGAAAAAUGGAAAUUUCUAACUGAAACCUGGUAAAAAUCGUCUUCUUCUGUUUAAUCUUAAAAUAUUAUAAUUAGACCUCAAUGCGUUAUAAGUAUAGUAAAGUAAAAAGAAAGAGCGGAAAAGUCUUGCAUUACGAUCAAAAUCAAAGUGCUUUACAAGUUUUAGCGAAUUCUUGAAACGUAUCGGAAUCUUCUUAUGAAUAAGUUGGAAGUUACAGAUUUGCCAUCAUUGCGUGCGACGGCCUGUGGAAGACGUUCAGCAACGAGGAGGCCGUUCAGUACGCCAGUGCUCAGUUUGAAGCCGUCGCAAAGGUGAUUCGAAGCUUCUUUGUCUGAAAACAAGCUAGAGAAAAGUCCAGUUGGAACAAUUUUGAAAUUAUAUCGCGAAAUGCACAACAACAUCUUUAAAAAAUUGAGCCUACAGCGAAAUAUCGACUUCAAAGCGCGCAACUUCAACUUUUUGAACUUAUUCGGGAAAUUUUUAAUUUGAAGUUUUCGCGCAUAAAAAUCAUAUCGUUGUAGGACCCAAUGUUUCGGAUGGCUCCUGAACUUCCGAUUUUGCGUAUUUCGUGAAUUAGUUCUAAACGAAAGAGGCUUCAACUUUCAAACCGCCGAAAUUACUUUGAAAACACGGUAUAAGGUGUGGGCGGAGCGGUCGCGAUGCGUUUUGGCGCCAAUUUGAAAAAAAUAUCACUAUAGUAAAAAAAUCUUUGAGGGAAGGGGGGUGGAUGGGUACUCUUAUUUCUGAAAUGCUUAAGAAUUAUUAUCAAAAUUGCCUUUGAUGGAAAUAUAACCCGUUCCGCCCCAGCUUGUCUCUGCAAAAAGAUCGUAUACCUAAUCUGACAAAAAAACUUCGCUUCAAGAUCUGCGUUUUUUGCAGUUUUGUAGAGCUGGGUUUACGGUAGCUUUUUUGUGCUGUGCUUGUAAAACGUGACCGUUUUGCGCGGAACACAUUCGAAGUCUAUUCUAUCACCAGAAAACUUAGAGACUCAAAAAGGCUGAAAUUUAAAAAGUGGUGCCAAAAAUGCAUCGCGACUUUUUUCGAGAAAUGAAAAAUGAACAAUGAUAGGUGAUUUGGAAACAAGCUUCAAACCGUUUUCGUCCAAUUGCUUAUCAAUAUCGUUGCGUAAUCGUCGGUUUCCACACGUAUGUGUUGAUGAAUCUCACAAAAUCGGAAGGGUGCAAAAUGUGACACAUUCCACGGCGGCGUGACUCGUGUUUCGCUGAAAACUUCUCUUUGAACUUGCACGUCCUUGACUUGACCACGUUGUUAUCAUUUCGUCACGUUGGUGAUAGUGAUUCGGUUAAUUGAGGUGUAGGUCAUUUUUUCUCGCCUUAGUAGUCGAAAGUCUUCCUAAAAUUUAUGACUGAUUUUACGCUUGAAAAACGACGAGGAGAAUAAAUUGUGGUUCUUAAUGGAAAAAAAUUCCUGUAAAAAAUUUUCCAUAAUGAAUUUAAGAUUUAUCCGACAGAAUGCGACUUUUUAUUCUAAUCAACUUAUGAGACAACUAAAAUGAAAAUAACGUCAUUCGAAAACGCUCUGUGGAUGGCUCGCUCCCUGAUUGGUUUAUCGCGCUAAUAGGGGCGGAGCUUGAGCGCUUAGUUGACAUUCAAAACCUAAAAAGACUUUGAUUUCACUCCGAAAGUAGGAACCUCUGUGCCAUUUGAAGUAUACGUCACUAGGCCUUCACGAUAGACGAUUCCAAUUUUGCCGAAUUUUCACCUCGUUAUCGAUUUUCCUCUUCCAGGAAGAACUGCCCCGUCAACUGGGCGAGACUCAGGAGCACGCGAAAUGGCGAACUGUGGCAGAACGACUGGCGGCAGAAGCCGUCCGUCGGAAGUGCGGCGACAACGUCUCCGUCCUCCUCGUCAAGCUCUCCAUCGUCUGA